Cladocopium goreaui is the source of this 1834-nucleotide messenger RNA. The record is from the annotation of a GenBank genome assembly. Lineage: Eukaryota; Dinophyceae; Suessiales; Symbiodiniaceae.
CAGCCUUUGCCUCCUGUAGAUCCAGUAUUUGCUGCCAUGGCGUCUCUUAAUAUUGCGAAGAUGGUGCUUGACAAGGACAGUUGGGAGAACAUACCUCCCAUGGUUUUCAAGUCCUUUCAGACCACGAACACAAAUAUGAAUGCCAUCAAGAAAUGGGCUGACUUCUAUGAAAGCCGUGCCAAGAGCCAGACGGAUUUUUUGGGCAAGAUGGAGGAGAAGCUCAUGUCAGUGGAGCAGAGUCUUGCAAACGUGCAAGAACGAAUGGCCAGUGGUGAGCAAAACCUCGCGGGGGAGUCUGCUGCUGUGAGGCAGCAGGCUUUAACCUGUGCCCACACUUUCCAGCGCAUGGAGAAAUGCUUGGCAGUGGUCUUCAGCCAGAUCGGCCAGACCUUUGGACUACAGAUAGAUUGCCUUGAAACAAAUCCAGGAGCUGUGGAAGGUGAUCACACGGAUGCAGUUCCAGAGGCAGAGCCACCGAGCCAAAAUGGAGUGGCCAUGAUGGAAACUUCAGUUCUUGGUCUAGAAAGGGAGCUGGAGACGCUGAACACGGCCUUUGAGAGAUGGAGAGCAGGUCAAGCGUUAGAUCAAGAGCGGCAUGUUUCUUUGCAAACUUCGAUCCAGGAGUUACAUCAAGCAUGUCAACAAUCCGAAGAGAAGAUCUCCAGCUGCCAAGAGACUCUUGAGGAACACUCUCGUGGAAAUGAAACGCUAAGUGGAAGUCUUGCUGAAACGCAAGCUGCAGUGCAAGAACUGCACUCAACACGCGUCCAGCAUGAAGACGUGGAGACGGCGGUGCAACGAAAGGGCGAGGAACUGGAGCUCCAACAAAGAACCACCUAUCAGCAGAUGGAAAGAUUGGGACGUCGCAUUGAGGACCACGUGUCUGAAGUGCAGAAGCUGGUUUCGGACAUGGGUCGGCAGACGGACGACAAGGUGGAGGACUACAGGAGCCAGGUCGCAAAAAUGGUGGAAGGACACAUGAACCCGCUGAAUGCCUACCUCAACACCAUGCACGUGAAAACCGACGUCAUCCGCGUAGACUUGGAUAAGCUCAGAGACCAGGCGCCAACGCUGGUCAGCAGCAUCCAGGAGAUCAUGAAGAAAUUGGAGGAACUGCAGCAGGCUCAUGAAACCAAAGCCUCAGAAUUGCACGAGUCCAUGGAUGACAUGAAGAUCAACAUGGUUGACAACGUGGACAGACAUGAUGGGCAACAUGAGCAGCUUAGUAAGGCAAUGCAGGACAUGUCCGAUGCUCUCGACCUUCGCCUGAAAGCGAUCACGGAGUUUGCAGACAAGACCUCAGAGUCUUUGGAAGUUGUGAAGCGGGAGGACCUGAGUGGUCUUGCCCGAGAACUCCUCUUUUUGGAUCAAAAGGUUGCCAAGUGGGUGCAUUCAAACCCGCUACCAGCCAAAAUCAGCGAGGCCAGACUUUACUCCCUAGAAGCGCGGCUGGCAGAUGAAAUGGAUGCACGGAUUGCUUUCGAGAGCAAGGUUCAGAGAGGUAUGCAAAGUCCUCGACGGCUAACUGGACAAAGCGAAGAUCUUGAGCCUUGAUCAAUUUGAGACAAGGAUUUGGAUUCCCCUGAGCCUUGUUGGAUUUGGAUGGGUGCGAUUUAUGCUAAGGGUAUCACUAUAGUAUCGCUUUUUUUGGGUUCCGGCACAUCUAGUGCAAGACCUGAGGUUCUACCGCAAUUGCAACUGUCUCAAGAGUCCUUUGGACCAGGCUAUGCAAAGAAUGGACCUCCAAGUGGUCGAAGGCGGCUAUCUCGUGAUUUGCGGAUGUAGACAAGGUUCCGGAGGAAAAAAAAAACGAUGGGAAUAGCAUGAACAUCUA